Molecule: messenger RNA, 513 nt
Organism: Caenorhabditis angaria
Lineage: Eukaryota; Metazoa; Nematoda; Chromadorea; Rhabditida; Rhabditidae
Source: the annotation of a GenBank genome assembly
AUGUCAGGCAACAUUUGCGACUUUGUAAAAACUUGCGAUUUACCAAAAAUCGACGUUCAUGCUCAUGUUUUACCGAAAAAUAUACCGGAUUGGCAGGAGAUUUUUGGUUAUCCCGGAUUUGUGAGACUCGAUCAUAAAGAGGAUGGAACAACGAAUAUGAUGAAAAAUGGCCAGCUUUUUAGGUGAGUUUUUAACCAAAAAUAAGGGUGUUUGGUGUCAUUUUACUCCAAAAAUUCCAGAAAAAUCGAUAAAAAUUGUUUCGACACUGAAACUCGAAUCCGGGAAAUGGAUAAAUCUGGAGUGAAUGUUCAAUGUUUGAGUACAGUGCCAGUUCUAUUCAAUUAUUGGGCAAAACCUGAGGACACCGAGAAAACCGCAAGAUUUAUCAAUGAUGAUUUGCUGGCCGAAUGCCAAAAAUUUCCGGAUAGGCUUAUUCCACUUGGCACAUUGCCAAUGAAUGAUAUCGUGAGAGCUAUUAAGGUUAGUUCUUUUUUUUGGGAUGCCUUAAAAUAA